Ostreobium quekettii is the source of this 1077-nucleotide messenger RNA. The record is from the annotation of a GenBank genome assembly. NCBI's taxonomy places the organism in Eukaryota, Viridiplantae, Chlorophyta, Ulvophyceae, Bryopsidales, Ostreobiaceae.
AUGGCCGCUUGGACGCUGGCGCUGCCCGCGCUGGCCGCGACGGCGUGGCUCCUGAUCGGCGGCCUCGUGUCCGCGCUGGCGCCCGGCCUUAUCCUAUCCCUGGGCCUGCACGCCAGAGCUUGGAAUGCAGCCCGGCGGCAUCGCCCCCUGGACUCGGCGUGCCGAGGCAAUCCCCGUUCUGCCGCGGACGGUGAGGAUCCCACGGGGGUGGGGUGCGACCAGGACGAUGCCGCCCAGCUGGCUUCUGAGGCCAAGCUGCUGCAGAAGGAGGAGGCGGCCGCGGGGAUCGAGGACGACGAGCUGCUGGGCGAGGGCGCAGGGUGCGCGGAAGGCAUCCCGGCGUUCCCGGGCCUGCCGGAGACGCCCAGGGCCGACGUGCGCCGGCGGACGCCGGGCUACGCCUCCCUGACGCGCCACUCGUCCAUGCCGCGCGAGCGUCCGCGGCUGCAGUCGCACCCCGUGCCGCGCGAGCUGGAUCUCUUCCUCGACGAGCCGUCCAACCUGACGGUGGUCCUGGACCUGGACGAGACCCUGGUGAGGUCCUACGGGCAGGACGACGUGCCGGUGCACCUGGAGCUGUGCCGCCACCUUGCCAGGCUCGAGGUGGACUGCGGGGGCGGCAGCACGGUGGUGUCCUUCCUGCGCCCCGGGCUGCUCGAGUUCCUGGCCCGCGUGUCCAGGCUGGCGAACGUGUACGUAUACACCGCCGGCGACGCAGACUACGCGCGGCCGCUGAUCCAGAUGCUGGACGCCGACGGGCGGUUCUUCCUGGGCAGCCUGUACAGGGACUCCACCGUGGCCACGAGCGUGCACGACCACGUGAAGGACUUAGCGCGGCUGGGCGGCGACCUGGCGCGCACCGUGCUGGUGGACAACAACCCGUACUCCUUCCUGCUGCAGCCGGACAACGGGCUGCUGUGCGAGUCGUUCUUCGGGGAGCCGGGCGACCGGCACCUGCUGGAGGACGUCCUGCCCACGCUGCACCUGCUGGCCAGGGUGCCGGACGUCAGGCCCAUCCUUAGGAGGAGGUAUAACCUCGCGGGGUGGUGCCGGGCGCUUGAGGGCUGGUGCUCCUAG